Aspergillus wentii DTO 134E9 is the source of this 402-nucleotide messenger RNA. RefSeq lists its product as uncharacterized. The record is from RefSeq and is a predicted model, not a curated record. NCBI's taxonomy places the organism in Eukaryota, Fungi, Ascomycota, Eurotiomycetes, Eurotiales, Aspergillaceae. Bases 84 to 320 code for a protein of 78 amino acids. The transcript has 2 exons.
ACAUACAUACAUCCCACACACAAAACAGAAAAAUUCUGCUAGGUCAUUCAGCAUCAGCAUCAGCAUCAGCAUCAUGACUGACCAUGGGGCGCGCGCCUCGCGGGACCUGCGUCUGCGUCAUUUAUUUGAUUGAUUUAUUACCGGGCUUAUUCCCUGCAGUGUGCAGUGCACUUUCUGCGUCUUUUUUUAUUUUUAUCUCUUAUUUUUUCUAUUGGUUGCCUGUACCUUGUAACAAUUACGUAUUGUUUCUUUUUUAUUUUUCAGCACUGGAUAUAGGUUGGCUGUUCUAUACUAUUACUCCGGCGGGUCUGGAUGGAUAGCCCUGGGAUAUUUCCCGCCUUGACAGGUUACCUACUUCCAAGAAAUUUCUUGGUGUCAAUCAUCAUUCCACGUUAUGCGAGC